This is a messenger RNA of Lepidothrix coronata (blue-crowned manakin), 1859 nucleotides long. RefSeq names its product sortilin 1 (gene SORT1). The transcript has 17 exons. NCBI's taxonomy places the organism in Eukaryota, Metazoa, Chordata, Aves, Passeriformes, Pipridae. Gene Ontology annotation, molecular function: protein binding. Gene Ontology annotation, cellular component: Golgi apparatus; membrane. The record is from RefSeq and is a predicted model, not a curated record. Gene Ontology annotation, biological process: Golgi to endosome transport; vesicle organization; endocytosis. Bases 161 to 1858 code for a protein of 565 amino acids.
CGAGGCCUGCGCCGACCUGCGCGGGGCGGCGGCCGCGCUCGGCAACAACACGCACCAGUGUGUCUUUGAUGACCUGAGUGGCUCCGUGUCCCUGUCCUGGGUGGGCGACAGCACCGGGGUGAUCCUGGUGCUGACGACAUUCCAUGUGCCCCUGGUGAUCAUGAGCUUCGGGCAGUCCAAGCUCUACCGCAGCGAGGAUUACGGGAAAACCUUCCAGGACAUCACGGGGCUCAUCAACAACACCUUCAUCCGCACGGAAUUCGGGAUGGCCAUCGGGCCCGAGAACUCCGGGAAGGUGAUCCUGACGGGGGACGUGUCUGGGGGCGGGCGUGGCGGGCGGAUUUUCCGCUCCUGGGACUUCGCCCGGAAUUUCGUGCCCACGGAGCUGCCCUUCCACCCCCUGGCCCAGAUCUCCUACAGCCCCCAGCGGGCAGAGCACCUGCUGGCACUGAGCACCGAGAACGGGCUCUGGAUCUCCACGGAUUUUGGGGAGCACUGGCGGGAGAUCCACAAAUCCGUGUGCUUGGCCAAGUGGGGUGAGAACGACACCAUCUUCUUCACCACGUUCCUGAACAAUUCCUGCAAAGCUGAUCUGGGAUUCCUGGAGCUGAAGAAAACCCCCGACCUGGGACGAUCCUUCCGGACCAUCGGCUCCCGGAUCUACUCCUUCGGGAUGGGCGGCCGCUUCCUCUUCGCCUCCGUCAUGACAGAGCAGGGCACCAUGAGGCGCAUCCACGUGUCCCUGGACCAGGGGGAUUCCUGGAACAUGGCCCAGCUGCCCUCGGUGGGACACGAGCAGUUCUACUCCAUCCUGGCCGCCAACGACGACCUGGUGUUCAUGCACGUGGACGAGCCCGGGGACACAGGAUUCGGGACCAUCUACACGUCAGACGAGCGCGGGAUCCUCUACUCCAAGUCCCUGGAGAGGCACCUGUACACCACCACGGGCGGGGAGACCGACUUCACCAACGUCACCUCCCUGCGCGGCACCUUCAUCACCAGCGUGCUGGCUGAGGACAAUUCCAUCCGCUCUGUGAUCACCUUCGACCGGGGGGGGCAGUGGGAGCCCCUGCGCAGACCCCACAACAGCCCCUGCGACGGCACCGCCCCCAGCGGGGACCAGUGCAGCCUGCACAUCCACGCCCUGUACAGCAUCUCGCAGAAGCUCAACGUGCCCAUGGCGCCGCUGUCGGAGCCCAGCGCCGUGGGCAUCGUCCUCGCCCACGGGAGCGUCGGGGGGGCCAUGUCCGUGAUGAGCCCCGACGUGUUCGUGUCCGACGACGGCGGCUACAGCUGGGCCCGGACCCUGCGCGGCCCCCACCACUACGGCAUCCUCGACUCGGGGGGGCUGCUCGUGGCCAUCCAGCACACCAGCCAGCCCCUCAACACCCUCCUGUUCUCCCUGGACGAGGGGCAGUGGUACUACCACCCAGAGAACCAGUCCCCAUUCCCUUCCCAUCCCACGGGAUCCCAUCCCAUUCCCUGUUCCCACAGUGAUUUCGGGUACUACCGCCCGGAGAACCAAUCCGAGUGUGUGGAGCAGCCGGAGCUGAAGGGCCACGACCUGGAAUUCUGCCUGUACGGCCGCCGGGAGCUGCUCCGCACCAGCGGGUACCGGAAAAUCCCAGGGGACAAAUGUUCUGGAGGGGAGAGCCCGAGCCGGGAGGAGACGGACAUGAAGAAGAAAUGCACCAGCGACCUGCUCAGCCCCGGGCAGCUGCUCCGUGCUUUCCUGGUUUUCCAGCAGGGAUCCUCAGGCAGCUCCGUGCCCGUGGCCCUGGCCGUGGUGGCCGCGCUCGUGGUGGCGGCCGUGGCCGGGGCUGUGCUGGUCAAGAGAUACGUCUGUGGGGGCAGGUGAG